AUGGUGGCGUGUGGAGUGUGUGUGGAUGGGUUGGUUGACAUACGAAUGGUGAAUGAGGUGGGAGGGGAAGUGGGAGUUGACGAGAGGGUGAAAGAGGAUGGUGGACGUCGGUGCAGUGGUUGGGCUACUUCAUGGCAAUGUAAGUGCGAUGGUUGGUGCGAGAAGGCAAUGCCUGCCCUGUCAACCGACACCUUUGCACCCGCGCGCUGCACCACCGCACCGUUCACUGCUGCUUCUCCAUCAUGUGGUCGAUUCACUCUAGUCGCCAAUCCUGUUAUCCUGUUGUGGUUGAGUGAGAAACUGGAGUCAAGUGAGGUGUGGUGCUGA
Molecule: messenger RNA, 327 nt
Organism: Hydatigera taeniaeformis
Lineage: Eukaryota; Metazoa; Platyhelminthes; Cestoda; Cyclophyllidea; Taeniidae
Source: the annotation of a GenBank genome assembly